Molecule: messenger RNA, 1308 nt
Organism: Acanthaster planci (crown-of-thorns starfish)
Lineage: Eukaryota; Metazoa; Echinodermata; Asteroidea; Valvatida; Acanthasteridae
Product: monocarboxylate transporter 12-like
Biological process (GO): transmembrane transport
Molecular function (GO): monocarboxylic acid transmembrane transporter activity
Source: RefSeq, a predicted model, not a curated record
AUGGGUGUAAAGUGCGGGUCAGGUUGUGGUAACGCGGGUUGGUGUGCCGUACUCUGUGUCCAUGUCGACUGGCUGCUGUGGACAGGACUCCUCAAAGGUCUAGGAGUGCUGCUGCCUACGCUUCAAGAGCAAUUCAAGGCUGACACGUGGAUGAUCGGUGGAUUGAUAGCGACCAUUACCGGCGCUGGCAGUUUGGCAGGUCCGUUAUCUAGACUGUUGGAGGUGUUAUUUGGUACCCGCAUAGUGGUUAUAGUCUGCGGAUUCCUCUUUGGGGCAUCGAUCAUCGUCUCGUCCUUCUCGACCAGCGCUAUCCAGAUGACACUUGCCCUAUCCUUAAUUGCCGGGCCUGGAUUAAUGAUCACCAAUGUUUUAUCGCGAGCCAUGACGGGUCGUUAUUUCACCACAAACUACGCUACGGUGAAUGGCAUUGCGACCUCAGGACACUCUGUGGGCUUGAUCGCCAUUGCUCCGUUGACUCAAGUGCUUUUAGACACCUACGGUUGGCGAGGUGCCAUGCUACUGCUUGGGGCUAUCAGCACGCAUCUUGGUGUGUGUGGCCUCCUGCUAAGAACUCCACCACCAUCAGCAGAGGGGCGGGAUGACUACCUACCAAUCAACUCGAGUGAAGAGGAGCCAUCGGCAGACGAAUCAAGAAGUCUUAAGGCUCAGAAGGAAUCCAGAUUCCGUAUACUGAAGAAUGCCGUGAAGGCUCAGGCGAAUCGUUUAGGAUGCACGGUAUGUAACUUCUCCACAUUCUGGAUAGCGACCCUCGUUAACGCCGGCCACUUGUUCGUUGGCAGCCUGUGGAUGAUAUACUUAGUCGCUUACGCCGAGUCGAAAGGUUUCUCCGGGUACGAGGCCGUGACAUUCACCACGGUCGCGGGGAUAGGGAACCUGGUUAUCAAGAUUCUUUUUGGAUUUAUGGUGGACCGAGGUUGGCUGAAGCUGCGACAGGCCUUGCUAAUUUCAAUCGUGAAUUGUGCCUUGGCUUUAUCCACACUUCCCUUGGUGAACUCCUACUGGUUGAUGAUGGUCAAUGCACUAAUAUUCAACGGCUUUGUUGGAGUUCAAGGGUCACUCAGUGAUAUUUACACCCGGGAACUGUUGGGAGUUGAAGACCUGGUGUCCGCUUUCAGUUGGAUGGAUCUACUGACAGCUUUGAUUCAAAUUGCCCUUGGAUUCUUUCCUGGUUGGAUAUUUGAUCAGACUGGAAGCUACGACAAGGCUUUCGUCAUCUUGGGACUCAUCUCACUUCUGCCGUUGGUGUCGCUGCUCGUGGAAAAUUUACUCAACCGAAGGAAGAAAUAA